Messenger RNA from Mangifera indica (mango), 1158 nucleotides. RefSeq names its product probable carboxylesterase 6. Gene Ontology annotation, molecular function: hydrolase activity. The record is from RefSeq and is a predicted model, not a curated record. Lineage: Eukaryota; Viridiplantae; Streptophyta; Magnoliopsida; Sapindales; Anacardiaceae. The coding region runs from base 62 to 1072 and encodes 336 amino acids. The transcript has a single exon.
UACAAUAGUUUCAAAUUUGUGAUCUUUCUCUUUGCAUUCACAUUCAACAAGAAACAGAAGAAUGGCUGCAGUUACUCUGGAUGCAAGUUUAAGCAUAGAAAUGCCCAGAGAUCCUAAUCAGCAUGGCUCUGUAAUUGAAGAGAUCGAAGGGCUUAUUAAAGUCUACAAGGAUGGACAUGUGGAGAGACCUCAAAUUGUUCCAUGUGUCACAAGUGCAUUGGCUCCAGAACUCGGCGUCAAUUCGGAAGAUAUAGCCAUUGAUAAGUCCACAAAUAUAUGGGCACGUUUCUAUGCUCCAGCAUCACAGAAAAAGCUCCCUUUGCUUCUGUACUUCCAUGGCGGUGGAUUUUGUGUAGGCUCAGCUGCUUGGAGUUGUUACCAUGCGUUCUUAUCAAAGCUAGCAAAUAGAGCAGAGUGCAUAAUCAUGUCUGUAAAUUAUCGAUUAGCCCCAGAAAAUCCUCUCCCCGCCGCCUAUGAAGAUGGGUUAAAGGCCUUAACGUGGCUAAAACAAGCGGCACUAUCUGAGGUUGGUGACUGGUGGUCAAAAAAUUGCAACUUUGCAAGAAUCUUCUUAGCCGGUGAUAGUGCUGGUGCUAAUAUAGUCCACAAUGUAGCCAAGAAGCUCUGUUCAAUAGUUUUAAAGCCUUUAGCUCUCAAGGGUACUAUUUUAAUUCAACCCUUUUUUGGAGGAGAGGCACGCACAAAUUCAGAAAAAAAUUUGACGCACCCACCUCGGUCGCCGCUGACCUUGGCGGCCUCUGAUACAUACUGGCGACUAGCGCUGCCAUGUGGGUCUAACCGUGACCAUCCAUGGUGCAAUCCAGCGGUGAAGGAGUCGACAAUGCAAGGAGAUGUGAAGCUUUUGCCAACUAUGGUGUGCAUAUCAGAGAUGGACAUAUUGAAAGACAGAAACCUGGAGUUUUGCGGUGCUUUAGCAAGAGCAGGUAAAAGGGUUGAGCUUGUGACGUACAAAGGUGUAGGCCAUGCAUUUCAGAUUCUGAGUAAGUCUCAACUAUCUCAAACUCGAACGAGUGAAAUGAUUCUCCAUAUCAAGGCCUUCAUUAGCCGGUGAACCAUUAUUUCUCUCCGAUAUUAGACACUAAUUAAUUUUGUAUUUGGUAGGUUUCGAGUAAUUAAUUAAACUUGUUCCUGGUUAAU